Sitophilus oryzae (rice weevil) is the source of this 1617-nucleotide messenger RNA. RefSeq lists its product as uncharacterized. The transcript has a single exon. The record is from RefSeq and is a predicted model, not a curated record. Gene Ontology annotation, cellular component: nucleus. Bases 1 to 1617 code for a protein of 538 amino acids. Gene Ontology annotation, molecular function: DNA binding. Lineage: Eukaryota; Metazoa; Arthropoda; Insecta; Coleoptera; Curculionidae.
AUGGGCCGCGUUUAUAAAAAGAAGCUGGGGGCUCGACCUUAUAGAAAUUAUACAGAAGAGCUAUUGCUGCGGGCAGUUAAUGCGGUAAAGACAACGGGAAUUAGUUAUCAGGCGGCCGCGGAUUUAUAUGACAUUCCCAAACGAACAAUAUAUAAUAGGGCUAAAAAUAAGCACAAUAAACUAUUCGGGGGCCAGACAUCUUUAUCCGAGACUGAAGAACGUGAAAUAGUUGAUGUCUUACUAAUAUCUGCAGAAUUUGGCAGUCCGCUAACCUCUUUUGAUCUUCGAGUGAUUGUUAAACGUUAUUUAGAUCGUUUAGGAAGAACUAUCAUCAAAUUUCCAAAUAAUUUGCCCGGCAAAGACUGGUGUCUCAAUUUUCUCAGCAGACAUAAAAAUAGACUUUCUCAGAGAGCAUGCCAAAAUAUUAAAGGUGUACGCGCCCAAAAUACAGAACAACAAUUUUUGGAGUAUUUUGAAAAUCUUACCAAUAGUUUGAAUGGUAUCCCAAAAGAAAACAUUUUAAAUUACGACGAGACCAAUCUCUCGGACGAUCCCGGUUCGAAGAAAUGUAUUUUUCGCCGUGGAAUAAAAUACCCGGAACGACUGAUGAAUUCGACGAAGUCAUGUAUAUCUGUAAUGUUUGCAAUAACCGGCGGUGGAGAGGUCUUACCACCCUAUGUAGUUUAUAAGGCGGAAAGGCUAUAUGAUCAAUGGACUAUUGGUGGUCCUAAGAAGGCACGUUAUAACAGAUCAAAGUCAGGGUGGUUUGACGGAUUUACCUUCCAGGAUUGGUUCUACACUAUGGUACUUCCAUGGAGUAAAAGCAAAAAGGGAUCCAAGGCUAUAAUAGGGGAUAAUCUGUCAUCCCAUUUAGAUCACAACAUAAUAGUUGAAUGUCAGAGGAAUGACAUAAAAUUUGUGUUCCUACCGCCGAAUUCUACACAUCUUACCCAGCCAUUAGAUGUGGCAUACUACGGCCCGAUGAAACGGGUUUGGAGAGACAUUCUGCAGAAAUACAAACUAAAAAAUCCAAGAGAGACUAGCCUAAAUAAAGUGUCUUUUCCUCCUCUUUUAAAAUCCUUAGUAGAACGUCUUGAAAAUACUAAUAAAACAAACAUUGAAAGUGCAUUCAGAGCGACAGGAAUUAUACCACUUAACCCCCAUGAAGUACUUAAAAGACUGCCUGGUAGUAGAACGAAUGAACACAUCAUUGGUAAGACAGUGAAUGAAACUUUAAUUGCUUAUUUAGAGGAAAUUCGGGCUCCUACUGCAGGAACUUCAAAUGAAAGAAAGAGAAAAAAAAUGUUAAAAGUAACACCUGGAAAAUCAGUUUGUGCCGAUGAACUUUUCACAGAAACCAUUAACGUUAAUGAAGACCCCCAAGACUUUGAUGACCUUGAAAUUAUGAGAUGCGAGCACGAUAAUUCAAUAGAAGAAGCAAUAAUGUUAGAAGAGGACUACGUUGGCGUUGGUGGAAUGACAGAAGAGGACAAUAUUGAAAACAUCUUAAAAAACAUUCCAAAAAUAGGUGACUAUGUGGUCGUGAAAUUCUUAACAAAGAAAACCGUUAAACACUACUUGGCAGAAGUUAUUAAUGUAGAUCGCCCAGAACUCUAA